This is a messenger RNA of Notolabrus celidotus (New Zealand spotty), 1489 nucleotides long. RefSeq names its product glucose-6-phosphatase 2-like. Bases 139 to 1215 code for a protein of 358 amino acids. Gene Ontology annotation, biological process: glucose 6-phosphate metabolic process; gluconeogenesis. Lineage: Eukaryota; Metazoa; Chordata; Actinopteri; Labriformes; Labridae. Gene Ontology annotation, molecular function: glucose-6-phosphatase activity. Gene Ontology annotation, cellular component: membrane. The record is from RefSeq and is a predicted model, not a curated record. The transcript has 5 exons.
UUGCCAUGGUGCUUUUGAUUGAUUUAAGAUGCCAGGCCAUGAUAUAAAGGUAUCUUCUGUGUGGAGGUGGUUCAUGGUGCUUUUGCUGGUGCUAAAGAAGCUGCGGUGGCACUCAGUCUCACAGCAAGGACACUUCAAAUGGACUCUGUGUACAGCCAUGGGGUGCUGGUUAUACAGCACCUCCAGAACAACUAUAGGGAAUGCCAGGACUUCCUUAACUUCAUGUCAACCGUAGGAGACCCACGCAACAUUUUUUCGGUCUAUUUCCCCCUUUGGUUUCAUCUCAGCCACAAUGUGGGCAUCAAGAUGAUAUGGGUGGCAGUUAUUGGAGACUGGUUUAAUCUUAUUUUCAAAUGGAUUCUGUUUGGCCAGCGACCUUACUGGUGGGUACAAGAAACUAACCUCUACCACAACAAUUCAUUCCCACAUUUGGAGCAGUUUCACAUCACAUGUGAAACAGGACCAGGAAAUCCAUCUGGUCAUGCCAUGGGCUCAUCAUGUGUGUGGUACGUGAUGAUCACCUCUGCUCUCAACUUCACCAGGCCAUCCUCUACCAUCACUUCAGUGCAGGGUUAUCAAAGGUUUCGUCUCCUGAAGUCUUGUCUGUGGAUGGCCUUUUGGGUAAUUCAGAUAAGUGUUUGCAUCUCAAGGAUUUUUAUUGCAACGCAUUUCCCCCAUCAGGUUAUACUUGGUGUGUUCGCAGGUAUGAUGGUAGCCGAAGUGCUUGAUCACAUCCCCUCUGUCUACAAUGCAAGCCUGAAAGCAUACCUCUACACCAAUCUUUUCCUUUUCUGUUUUGCUGUUGGCUUUUAUCUUCUCCUCAAAUCAAUGGACAUCAAUCUCCUCUGGUCAGUUACUAAAGCCAAGAAGUGGUGCGCUAACCCUGACUGGAUCCAUCUUGACACCACACCUUUUGCCGGUCUGGUGAGAAACUUGGGAGCCUUGUUCGGUCUGGGCCUAGCAGUGAACUCUCAGAUGUUCAUUCAAAGCUGUAAGGGAAAGAACGCCUACAAUACCAGGUUUAAACUCAUGUGUGUGACUGCAACUCUCACAUCUCUGCAACUGUAUGACUUUAUCAAAAUGCCCACUCACACUGAGGCUCUGUUUUACAUUUCCUCUUUCUGUAAGAGUGCCUCGGUUCCUCUUGGUGUGGUUGCUGUAAUUCCAUACUGUGUGCAUUUGUUGAUUGGAGAUGAGGACAGAAAGCUAGCUUAGCUGGUGAAUUAUAUGAAAAAUUUUCUCACCUGUACUCAUCAGAGUAUAUCAAACAUAACCUUUAGACUGUUAUUCACAGUUAUUGUCACAUUCGCACUGAAACUGCAAAUAGAAAUAAGAUCAUUUGUUUGAACUGAAAUACAUUUUUUUAUGGUUGGUAUUUUUGUGAGGGACAGUGCAAAAUAUUACAUGUAACCUGCCUAUUUUGUUUGUUUUACCUGUGCUGUAAGAUGCUGUAUGAAUGUGAUGAAAUGCAUUGAUGACACAACAUGAA